Messenger RNA from Microplitis demolitor, 1351 nucleotides. RefSeq names its product biogenesis of lysosome-related organelles complex 1 subunit 1 (gene Blos1). The record is from RefSeq and is a predicted model, not a curated record. Gene Ontology annotation, biological process: endosomal transport. Bases 825 to 1211 code for a protein of 128 amino acids. The transcript has 5 exons. Gene Ontology annotation, cellular component: BLOC-1 complex. NCBI's taxonomy places the organism in Eukaryota, Metazoa, Arthropoda, Insecta, Hymenoptera, Braconidae.
GUCUGCUACAUUCACACUCGUUAAAUUGCAAUAAAAUAUUAGUAUAAAUAUCCUCGUAAACAAACAAACAAAGUGUCAGUAAUAUUGAAAAUCAUGAUUAAAUUAUGACUCGGGUUAGUAGACAAUUUAAAAUUUUCCAAUUGUUUUUCAACACAUUGGUUACAAAAAAAAAUGUACAUAUGUAGAAAAGUAAAAAAACUAUAAGUGCAAUUUUUUAAAAUAUAUUUUUUUAUUUGUUUUGAAAAAAAAUUAUUAAACGUCAGCUAACUUCAGUAUCAUUUUAAAUUUGAGGAUCCAUAACUGUGACAUAUCUACAAAAUUGAGUUUAGAUAUUGACACCCACAUUUUAAAAAUAAAAUGUUAUGGAAUAUGAUACAUUAAUAUUUUAAUCUGAAUUACAGUUAAUUAUUAACUUAUCCAUGUAUAUUUUAUUAUAUUUUUAUAGUUACAUGGUGAUGAUAACAUAUUCAAUUCUGGAACGUUCUUCUGUCUGUAAACUGCUUACGUUAUAAUUAAAAAACGGCUUCCGCAGCCUUUCCCGGCUUAAAACUUUUUUUUAUUAAGAUAUUUUAAUUUUAAUUUUUGUUAUUGUUAUUAAUUAGGUCUCAGAAACUAGGACAGUGUCAAUAACUGGGCUCUUUGUUUUAUUUACAACAAACUCAGCCCAGAGAGAGAAUGAACCUCGGAAAUUGUUCUCACAUUUUUAAACUGCGCAUGCGUUAAAAAAGUGGGAGUAAAAAUCGAAAACACCCGAGGUAGAGGUACACUCUCAUUCGGGGAUAAUUUUAAACGUCAAUUAAAGAUUAAGGUUAAAAAACGUAAAAAUGUUGUCAAGUAUUGUAAAGGAACAUCAAAGUAAACAAGCUAUUAAAAAAGAAUCACAAGAACAAAAACGAAAAGAAGCUGUACGUGCUGCUAAUAAAUUAACACAAGCAUUAGUUGAUCAUUUAAAUGUCCGAGUGGCGCAGGCAUAUUUAAAUCAGCGAAAACUAGAUGCUGAAGCCAAACAAUUGCAGCAAUCAGCAACUGCUUUUGCUAAACAAACGCACUUGUGGUUAAAUUUAGUUGAAUCCUUUUCAAGUGCUCUGAAGGAGAUUGGUGAUGCUGAAAAUUGGGCCCAGAGUAUUGAAGGUGAUAUGAGAACGAUUGCUACUGCUUUAGAAUACUCUUAUAAAGCUAGUCAAGACGCUCAUGGAUCAAAUGUUAGUUAACUUAAACAAAUUAAAUCCAUUCAUCAUAAAUAAAACAAAUUUUAUUUAAUGUAUAUAUGUUAUAUUAUUUUUAUUGUGUAAUUCAUAAAAAAAACUUGUAUUUAUUAUUUUAAAUAAUACAAUAAAUAAUUUUAACUUAA